ACGUGGAAUCGUCCUGCCAUAGCCUUUGCUGAGUGCACUUCUUCAGGGAUAUUUUCGUCGUCCAGUUGCUUUCUCCUCCACGUCUGAUUCCUCUGUUUUUUUCUUCGGGAGAAUUCGGUAGAGCGAUAAAGAAGAACUCAGGAGAAUGGCAAAGAACUGAGCGACCACUGCAUUUGUUUCGCUUUCUUUCAUUUUGGCUGAGGAAUAAAAAGAACUGAAGUCGUUGGGCAAGCGGCGCAGGAAGAGAAAAAGAGGGAUGGCCGACCGUUUCUUUAUUAACGAAAUGCCGGAGUUCGUUGCCGAGACAAAUGAUGAAACAGGCGCCGAAGGCAUCGAAGAUUCUCUCUUGAAGCUUCUCUCUCUUCCCUACCCAACUCUCGCGGCGAAACUCAAAAGAACGGCUUUGGAUUUGAAAGAAACGAUUGUGACCAAUACAUGGGGUUUCAGUGGGCGAUGCGUCAGUGACUUCACACUGUACACUGGCUCCCUGGGGACGGCUUUCUUGCUUUUCAAAGCAUACCAAGCAACAAAGAACAAAAACGAUCUCAACCUUUGCGCUGAGAUUGUCAAGGCCUGUGACUCUGCUUCCAGUGGAUCUGGGUUCUCUCUCUCUCUCUCUCUCUCUCUCCACAGUUUUUCUUUGACCGUUUUGAUUUAUGGCUUUAUGCGGUUAUUGUAUAGCAGCGACGUGACAUUUAUAUGUGGGCGAGCUGGUGUUUGUUCUCUGGGCGCUAUCGCGGCAAAGCACGCUGGAAACGAGCAGUUGCUUAAUCACUACUUAACCCAAUUUAAAGAGAUCAAACUUCCUAAAAAUGUUCCCAAUGAGUUGUUGUAUGGGAGAGCUGGGUUCUUGUGGGCAUGUUUGUUCAUAAACAAACACAUAGGUAAAGGAACCAUUCCUUCCACCCUAACGGGUCCAGUGGUGAAAGAAAUCAUCAAGGAUGGAAGACGAUUAGCCAGCAAGGUUAGCUGCCCAUUGAUGUUUGAGUGGUAUGGAACGAAAUACUGGGGUGCAGCCCAUGGAUUGGCAGGGAUUAUGCAUGUCUUGAUGGACAUGGAACUGAAACCAGAUGAGCUACAAGAUGUAAAUGAUACUCUCAGCUACAUGAUUAAGAAUCGUUUUUCCAGUGGGAAUUACCCCUCGAGUGAGGAUGAUGGAACUGAUUGUCUUGUACAUUGGUGUCAUGGUGCUCCUGGUGUCGCCCUUACCCUUGUCAAAGCUGCUGAGGUUUUUGGAGGUCGGCAGUUCCUGAAAGCAGCUGGGGACGCUGGAGAGGUGGUCUGGAACCGGGGGCUGCUUAAGCGAGUUGGAAUUUGCCAUGGCGUCAGUGGCAAUGCUUAUGUGUUCCUCUCACUCUACCGACUGACUGGUAAUUUGGAAUUUCUAUACAGGGCCAAAGCGUUUGCUUGCUUUCUACUUGACAUGGCUCCCAAACUUAUAUCUGAGGGGAAGAUGCAUGGAGGUGAUUCCCCGUACUCCCUGUUUGAAGGGAUUGGAGGUAUGGCUUAUCUCUUUCUGGACAUGAUAGAACCUUCUGAAGCCAGGUUCCCAGCUUAUGAACUCUGAGAAAUGAAUGUUUGAGAAGAACUUCUCUAUACCGAAUUCCCAAAUGUGCAUAUUUGUAAAAAGUAGAUAAUUGCAGUGGUCUAGAGAGAGAGAGAGAAAGAGAGUGAGCUCAAUUUUGAUGUGCAUCUACCUCAGCAGAAAUGAUCCAUAACUUAAUGAAAUUGUCUUAUCAGAUUCUACUGUUGUCUGAUAGGACUUCAAGCUUUUUUGUGGUUCAAAAGUCGCAGGAACUUCUACCCAUCUUCACUAGUGUUAAGUUUGUAACAGAUUUUCUUUCAGUUGGAAUGAUUUUACCAACAGAGAUGAUUGCAAGCUUUGAUGUGA
Nelumbo nucifera (sacred lotus) is the source of this 1891-nucleotide messenger RNA. RefSeq names its product lanC-like protein GCL2. Gene Ontology annotation, biological process: carbohydrate metabolic process; peptide modification. Lineage: Eukaryota; Viridiplantae; Streptophyta; Magnoliopsida; Proteales; Nelumbonaceae. Gene Ontology annotation, cellular component: plasma membrane. The record is from RefSeq and is a predicted model, not a curated record.